AGUCUGCAGAGGCAGCUGAGGAGGAGGCGAGCAGCACGGGGCCAGCUAAGGUGCGGAAGAUCCACGCUGUAUCUGUGAGCACUGCCCAACGAUCACCUCCAGCAGACGCCUCUGUCCCACGUCCCCAUCAGCCAAGCCCUUUGCUGAAAGGAUGGACAUCAUAGAGAAGGUCUUCUCCAUCGCCCAUGCCAUCCACAGCCAGUUUGAGCACGUCAAGUGCUGCAAGCACCAGUGCCAGCGCCUGGUGGAGCGCAUCCACAUCCUGCUGGAGCCCGUGCGGGUCCUGCAGGCUCAGCCAUCGUGGCGGAUCUCCCACCACGAAGAACAAAUGCUGACCAAGCUGCUCCAGGCGCUGGGGGAGGCCCAGAAGCUGGUGACGAAAUACAGCCAGACCAGCUGGAUCCAGAAGUUCCUGAGCGCCCGCAGCAGUGGAGAGGAGUUUGUUUGGGUGAACAGGAGCCUGGAGGACAUCGCCCAAGGGCUCUCGCUGCUGCUGCAAGCAGAGCAGAAGCAGGCGUUGCUGGAAGCCUUCCAGGCAAAGAUCUGUCGCAGGCAAGAUGCUGAGGAUCUGAGGGAUGACAAGGCUUUCCUGGACCAGGUGAUUGCGAGUACCAAAGAGCCCGAAGAUGAGGCCUGGGAGAUCCAAAUGGGCAGUCAGUGCAUGGAGAGCAAGGUGGACUGGAUGCAAGGCGAGCUGAACAAAAUCGUGCGUGUGAUGGACAGCUUGAAGAAGGUCAAUGUUGGUAAAAGGGAAGACAUCACUGAGAUCGAGCGGAGCCAGCUCACCUUCCACAGGCACCUGCAGGACACUGAGCGCUACGACCUCUAUGAGGGAGAAUAUCUCAAGUACCCAGUUGCCAUCAAAACCUUUAAGAGGCCGCUGACCACCGACACAGUGAAGGUGAGAGAUAUCUUUGAGAAGGAGAUUCAGACCCUGAAGAAGUUUGAGUCUCCAAACAUCCUGCGCAUGUAUGGGAUCUGCAUUGAGGAGAAAGAUGGGAUCCCCUGCUUCUCCAUCGUCAUGGAGUACUGCAAGCACGGGACGCUGCGGGAGGUGCUGACCAAGCAACAGCAUCUCUCCUGGGAAAUCCGUAUUCGGAUGGCCCUGGGAGCUGCAAGGGGCCUUUACAGGUUGCACCAGACGGAGGAGAAGUCCCGACUGCACGGCUGCAUCUGCAGCAGCAAGUUCCUGGUGGCUGGGGAUUACUGUGUGAAGCUGUCAGGAUUUGAGCUGUGUGAAACAGAGUCUUCCAUCAAAAGAAAAGUCAGUAAGAAGAACUUCAGCCAAGUCUGUAUGUUGGCUUACAUUGCCCCCGAGAACCUGAUGGACGUCUAUUACCCAUACAAGAGGCCCUGUGAGAUAUACAGCUUUGGGAUCGUGCUGUGGGAGAUUGCAACCUCCAAAAUCCCAUUUGAAGGCUGCCCUCUCCAGGAGAUCAGGGACAAAAUCUGCGAGCACCGAUACCAGGAGCCAGUUGGGGAAGAUUGUCCUGAAGAGCUGGAGAAAGUCAUCAAUCAGUGUCGGGCCUUCGAUCCGUUCCAGCGCCCGUCUGCUGAGCAGAUCGUGGACUUGCUGGCUGACCUGGAGAAAAGGAGGAUCCAAUGCAGCUAGCUGCGGAGAGCCCGAGCAGGCCGCCCAGACCGGCCUCCCUGCCUUCUGCCCUGUGCCUCAGUGACUGCAACCAUCCAAGUGUCAAUAUAUGUUUAUUUGUUUAAAUAAGACUGGACAAUCUCUGA
Gallus gallus (chicken) is the source of this 1737-nucleotide messenger RNA. RefSeq names its product mixed lineage kinase domain like pseudokinase (gene MLKL). Gene Ontology annotation, molecular function: protein kinase activity; ATP binding. Gene Ontology annotation, biological process: protein phosphorylation; cell surface receptor signaling pathway. The record is from RefSeq and is a predicted model, not a curated record. Bases 152 to 1612 code for a protein of 486 amino acids. Lineage: Eukaryota; Metazoa; Chordata; Aves; Galliformes; Phasianidae. The transcript has 11 exons.